AUGUUGUCGGAUAUGAUGGAAAUUGCCGGCUAUUCGAAGCAGUCUCAGGACUUUCACCGAACUUUCUUCACAGAUCGUGUAGCACGAUCUCUCGGGCCUCAUCCUCGCGCGAGUGGUCCGCCGAAGUCGUGGCAGAGUUUCAUGACAGAUGAUCAUACACCUGCCGAACUUAGCUGGUGCUGGUGCUCCAAGCGCAAGAUCCCAGCCGUACGCUAUUCAGUUGAGCCAAUUGGACAAUCAGCGGGAUCAGUAUCCGAUCCUUUCAAUUUAUUUGCAGGUGUGCAGAUGCUCGGGAAUGCUCUCCCGGUUUCUCCAGAUCUGGAUCUCCAGCUGUAUCGACAUUUUUCCAACAAGCUGCUCAGUCCUCAGCAAAUCAAGCCUUCGGAAGUCGAGAACGGGGUUCAACAUCCUCAGUCUCAAACAUUCAUAGCAUUUGAUCUUUUGGAGGAUAAGGUCGUGACGAAAUACUAUUUUAUGCCCAGUUGGAGAUCAUCACGAACGGGGAAAUCGAACCUCGAAACUGUCGAAAAUGCGAUACAGAGUCUAGACUCAGUUGGAAUCCAUUUUGGCAAUUCCCUUAAUUUAGUCACCGACUUCUUGCGUUCGUUUGAUGAAAAAGAGCAGCUCCAGGUCGAAAUUCUCGCCAUCGAUUGUGUGGAUCCAGUACAAUCGCGGAUAAAGAUCUAUAUAAGAUCACCACGGACCUCGUUUGAUAGUGCUGUGGAUAUGUUGACCAUGAAGGGAAAACUCGAUCCCAUCUCCGACAUUGCGUCGCUGAAAGAGUUAUGGUGCAAUAUAUUUGGAAUUGAUGACCAAAGCUUCGACGCCUCGAACUCCCUUCCAGAAAAAGGCCAUCGCACUUCGGGCUUGCUUUACUAUCUGGAAAUCAAAGCCAGCUGUCCUAGUCCGAAGACGAAGGUGUACUUGCCAGUGAGACACUAUGCUCAGGAUGACGAGCAGGUGGCACGAGGUUUAUCGGCCUUUCUUGAAAAGCGAGGCAAAGGAUUGAGUAACGGAUCCUACUAUGAAGGGGUCUCUCGGCUCUGUAAACACCGAAACCUGGGCGACGGUUUGGGGUUCCAUACUUAUGUUACUUGUGCAGUUGAUGGUGAUUCUCUGGCCGUUACAUCUUACUUGAACCCAGAGACAUAUCAUUCGUCUCGGCCACGUGGAAAUGUGAAAGCCUGA
This is a messenger RNA of Xylona heveae TC161, 1188 nucleotides long. RefSeq names its product aromatic prenyltransferase. The transcript has 2 exons. Lineage: Eukaryota; Fungi; Ascomycota; Xylonomycetes; Xylonales; Xylonaceae. The coding region runs from base 1 to 1188 and encodes 395 amino acids. The record is from RefSeq and is a predicted model, not a curated record. Gene Ontology annotation, molecular function: transferase activity, transferring alkyl or aryl (other than methyl) groups. Gene Ontology annotation, biological process: alkaloid metabolic process.